AGGGGCCUGGCGGGGACCGGAAGUGGCGCCCAAGGAGCGAUUAAAAUGGCGGCGGCGUGAAGUUGCAUGUCGCUGUGGGGUCCCCUGCUGAGUCCGUUGCGAGGAAGCGCCGGCUGUUGACGCUCCUUUUCACCGCUGCCGUCAUGGCGGUGACCGUCACUCUCAAGACCCUCCAGCAGCAGACCUUCAAGAUCCGCAUGGAGCCCGAAGAGACGGUCCGAGUUCUUAAGGAGAAGAUUGAAGCUGAAAAGGGCAAAGAAACUUUCCCAGUGUCAGGCCAGAAACUUAUCUAUGCUGGCAAGAUUCUGAAUGAUGACGUCCCCAUCAAGGAGUACAAGAUUGAUGAAAAGAAUUUUGUUGUGGUGAUGGUCACUAAGAACAAAGCAGGCUCAGGUGCUCCUGCUCCCUCACCCAGCGAUGCUGUACCCACUUCUGAGCCCACACCAUCUUCUGGACAGACUCCGCUGACUACAACAGCAGCUGUUUCAACCCCACCAGUUGCUCCACCAAGUGAAGAAAAGCCUCCUGAAGAGUCAGUGACCACUUCCCCACAGGAAUCCACUGAUAGCUCUGUUCCCUCUUCAGGUAGCAUGGGACGUGAAGAUGACGCAGCCUCCACCUUAGUUACUGGCUCAGAGUAUGAGACAAUGUUGACAGAAAUCAUGUCCAUGGGCUACGAGCGAGAGCGGGUAGUAGCAGCACUCCGGGCCAGCUACAACAACCCUCACCGAGCUGUGGAGUAUCUGCUAACGGGCAUCCCUGGUAGUCCAGAACCAGAGAGAGCUCCUAUCCAGGAGAACCAGCCCCAAGAGCAACCGGCAUCAGAAGGAGAGAAUCCUUUGGAGUUUCUGCGAGACCAGCCCCAGUUCCAGAACAUGCGGCAAGUGAUCCAGCAGAACCCAGCUCUUCUCCCAGCCCUGCUUCAGCAGUUAGGCCAAGAGAAUCCUCAGCUUCUGCAGCAAAUCAGCCAGCAUCAGGAGCAGUUUAUUCAGAUGCUCAAUGAACCCCUGGGUGAAAUGGCUGACAUCGCAGAUAUUGAAGGGGAGAUGGGUGCUAUUGGAGAAGAAGCUCCUCAGAUGAAUUACAUCCAAGUAACACCUCAGGAAAAAGAAGCCAUAGAAAGGUUAAAGGCCCUGGGCUUUCCCGAGAGCCUGGUGAUCCAAGCGUAUUUUGCCUGCGAGAAGAAUGAGAAUCUGGCGGCCAACUUCUUGCUGAGUCAGAACUUUGAUGAUGAAUGAUAAAGGAAAAGAGUUUUAUAUAAAAUUCUCUAUAUAAAUAUUCGUUUAUUUAAAGGGGCACUACUUGGGUUGGGAAUGGUAUGAUUUUAGGAUGUCUCAGAUGAAUUGCUGGCUGGAGGAAAAUACUCUACCUUGGAAACUGGGCAGUGGGGAAAAAAAGCAGAGUAAAUGGACCUUCUCUUCCCUCUCCCCCACCACCCACAACAUAACGGCUGUAUUUGAGCCCAGCUGCAUCCCACAACUAUGCUUGGACUGGCAGCCAGAAUAUUCAGGGAAAGGUUGACACAGCAGAUGGGUUCUGUUGGAUCUUCUCCCAUCUGAGCUGAUUGUGUGUCUGCAAACAGAUUGCUCUUUUGUUUGCAAAUCUCCCCUCCCCCCCCACCCCGCCAGUGCACAGUACUACAAAGCCUAAAUAUGUCUAUGCCCGUCAGCUAAUUCUUUCCACCCUUGGCCUUUGAAAUAUGUCCAGUUGUCCAUCUCUGUUCCAAAGGGCAAUGUGUCCUAGGUGGCUGACUUGCCUUCAGAUGAUAUUUUUGAGAGCUUUGCCUGCAUUGAAGAAGCUGUACACGAUGGAGAAAUAUCUUGUGGUGUUGCACACAAAUACAGAACAUUUCCCUAUGCUGGUUAUGUCUCUGUUAGGCAACUCUCCACCUCGUACCUGCAGCUCCCUGACACUGUCUUUCAGUUUAUUAUCACAAGAAGCCCUGAGAACGUUCAAAGUUUUCCCUCUUUCUGUGGCAGCGCAGAUUUUUGGCUAGUUGCUCUGCACUACUAGAGAUAUAGUUGAACUACCUUUGAAAUCUCUCUUCUAGAAUUGCCUAAGCAGGUUCAAUACUCAUGUAAUUUAUUGCUCUAUAUAGUUUGAUCGUUGUCAUUUAACAUUAUGCUUUUGAAACUUGCAAACCUAGCACAGUAGCAAAAGCAAAAGGAGGAAUAAAUUUUUACAAAGCCCUAUAGUUGCUGAAUCUCCUAAAGUUUUUUUUUUGGGGGGGGGGGGACAGAUAUAUAUUGAAUGAAAUCCAUUUCUCACAUUUUCUGUGUUGUGGAAGUUUUAAGGGAAACAAAAUAUUUUCUAGUAUUAACUUGAUUUUCUGUUGUUGCAAUCAUUCUUGUAUUUUAAAGAUCCCCCUUUAAAGAAACCCAAUUUGUAGUUUGGGAUACAAGAUCUUUGUUUUAGACAUUUGAGGGGAUUACUUUUUUAAUUUUGGAAAAAGAUCAGAUUGACAUUUUCAAAGGUAUACUUUACAGGAAAAUAUGUAAAAAGAAUCCUGUUUUAAUGUACUUUCUUGAAACUUGAGUUUGACUACAUAUGAACAUAUCCUGAAUUAACUCACCAAAAACCUGGUUUAAUUUUUGGCUUUAUCUCUGCUGUCCAGUGAAAUUGACACUUAACUGUUAACAUGGGCAGAUACAAAAUUGCAGAGUCUUUCCCAGUUUAGAUCAUCCUACACCUUUAUGUGGGGAUGUUGGUCAAAAUUGUUUCUGGUUUGAGCAUCAAUAAAACUGUCAGUUACCACCUGUUAGAA
Molecule: messenger RNA, 2764 nt
Organism: Sceloporus undulatus (fence lizard)
Lineage: Eukaryota; Metazoa; Chordata; Lepidosauria; Squamata; Phrynosomatidae
Gene: RAD23A
Product: RAD23 homolog A, nucleotide excision repair protein
Exons: 9
Coding region: 144-1238 (364 amino acids)
Biological process (GO): proteasome-mediated ubiquitin-dependent protein catabolic process; nucleotide-excision repair
Cellular component (GO): cytosol; nucleoplasm
Molecular function (GO): proteasome binding; ubiquitin binding; polyubiquitin modification-dependent protein binding
Source: RefSeq, a predicted model, not a curated record